Lactuca saligna is the source of this 804-nucleotide messenger RNA. The record is from the annotation of a GenBank genome assembly. Lineage: Eukaryota; Viridiplantae; Streptophyta; Magnoliopsida; Asterales; Asteraceae.
AUGGAUUCUAUUUUGGAUCCUCUCGUCCAAGAAAAGGUGGAAAGGACAAGAUCGCAAGCCAAUAAGUCUCUAGCUGCUAAAGAGCUGGUGUAUUAUUUAUACGUAUGGAAUGCAUCGGAAACCCUAACGGGUAUUUUCACAAACCAACAUGGUAUCAAGCCAAGGAUUUUUCUAUGGUCACAUGCAACCAUCGACAAUCAUCUAGUGUCGAUUUUAUUUCUUCUUCAUCCAGGUCAAAUUAAAUUAACCCUCUUCCUUAAUUUUCUUCUGCAAUUAAUGCCUCCAUCUCUGUUCACGAUCACACAACUACAACUGCUGCCUCUUGACAAAUUCACAUCAGCAGAAAACAAACCACUCACUAUUGUUCCCUGUUCAUGUCAACUCUCACGGAUUGGUGCUAGUUAUCUUGCUACAAUCCCUCUGCCAAAGGAACAGUUUCGUAACACCCGAAAAGGUGCAUCUUCCAUUGCUGACUACUGUCAUAAUCUCAAGAAUUUAGUUGAUGCUCUCGCCGAUGUCGACUCUACAAUAAAGGAAACAGAACUAGUGAUCCAAAUCUUACGUGGACCACCCUCCUCAUACCAAAGCAUCAUUGAUGUUGUCACCAAUACAAACCCUUUUCCCACUUUUUUACAAUCUAAGAACAUGCUUCUUGUUCAUGAGGGUCGCGAAGACAAUCCCGAUGAUGUUGUUGAUCCAAUUCCCAGUCCGACUUUAUAUUCCAGUGUCAAUAAUUCCAGAAAAUCUAAGACAAAGUGGAAUAGAAACCGUAAUAAUCAUCGGGCCACUUCCAGGGGGAGGUAA